Molecule: messenger RNA, 1585 nt
Organism: Drosophila rhopaloa
Lineage: Eukaryota; Metazoa; Arthropoda; Insecta; Diptera; Drosophilidae
Product: alpha-tocopherol transfer protein-like
Exons: 8
Coding region: 337-1272 (311 amino acids)
Cellular component (GO): membrane
Molecular function (GO): phosphatidylinositol bisphosphate binding
Source: RefSeq, a predicted model, not a curated record
GAGUUAUUUUGGCCGCGUUGCUAUUUGGACGUCGCCGCCGCAUUUCUCGCUUACCUUCCGAUUCGUGGAUUCGCACCUGCAUUUUCGCGUCCUGCCUGAAAACAAAAAAUAAUUGUAAACACCCCCUUACCAACUCCACCUCCUCUUCCGCUGCCAAAUUUGGACAAUUGCAAAAGUUUGUCUACAGUGAAACGUGAAAUCUCUUAUUUUACCUGGGCAAAAAAUAAAAACAAAACAAAUCAAAUAUCUCUGUGCUGUUCGAGGCGUAUAAUUUUGUGUGUAUUUUUGCGCCUGAACCGGUGAACAACUAGCGGCAGAUCACAUCACAUCAACAGAAUGGGCAAGGCGGAGUGCAUUAGCUACGAUGAGCAGCAGUUGCCCUAUAUCGAUCUGGGUUCGGCACAGAUCCGUAUGGAGAAGGAUGCAGCACCGGUGUGGGCCUUAAAAAAGGCGCAGGACGAGCUGAGGGAAGUGGACGGUGUCAAGGAGCAGGCCAUCAAGGACCUCAGGGCACUCAUUCAAAAUGAAAAGUACUUGAACCUUCCUCUGGAUGAUGAGUACAUGAUGAUGUUCCUGCGUCCCACCCAUUAUUAUCCAGAAAGUGCCUUGAAAAGACUCAAGAACUUUUACCACAUGAAACUGAAGUACGGAAUCGCUUGUGAGAACAUAAUUCCCAGCAAGUUGCGAAAUGUUUUCGAGGCCAAUAUUCUGAAUUUGCUGCCCCAAAGAGAUCAGCAUGGUCGUCGUCUUUUAGUGUUGGAAGCAGGCAAAAAAUGGAAGCCAUCUCAAGUGCCUUUGGUGGAUUUGUUCCGUGGCAUUCAAUUGACCGUCUUGGGAUCCAUGGUGGAGCCCUAUUCACAAAUUUGCGGAGCAGUUGUUAUUAUCGAUAUGGAGGGUCUGCCACUUAGCCACAUUACCCAAUUUACACCGUCGUUUGCCGCCAUGUUGCUGGAUUAUAUUCAAGAAUGCAUCUGCAUGCGUUUAAAGGCAGUUCACAUAGUGAAUAAUUCAUAUAUAUUCAACAUGCUUUUUGCGAUAUUCAAGCCAUUCAUUCGCGAGAAGUUGCGCAAGAGGAUCUUCUUCCAUGGCAAGGACUACAAGUCCCUGAUCUCCCACAUCGAGGCUAGCGCCUUGCCUCCAAAAUACGGUGGCUCUGCCACUUGGGAACUGCCGCCUGGUAAACUAUUGGGAGAAUUCUUUGAGUGCUACGCCAAGGAUUAUGAACUGGCUGACAGCUAUGGGUAUACAGAGGGCUAUAAAAUGAAGAAGUAAAAGUACAAGAAGAACAGAAAAAUACACACAAUCCUCAAUUAACCGUUUUGAUUCGUAUUUUAGUCACUUAAGUUGGGUCAUUUGUGAUAUUGCAAAUAUUGUCGUACGUUAAGUCUUAGUCUCUUUGCCCUUAAAAAUUAAGGUUCAAAAAAAGUGUUUUCAUAAUAUGAAUUAAUAUGAAUUUCAUAUUAAUUGGCAAGCUCAUGAUUAAAGCAAAGAUUUUGCUCAGCAUUAAACUUGAUACCAUGUGUACUAUAUAUUUUGUAAAAUUGUUAUUGAAAUAAUAAAGAUGAAAACAUUUGUUAAAAAAUGA